CCCACCCGCCUUCUUCAGUCUUCUUUUUCCUACUUUCUUUGCCUUUUACUCUUAAAAGUCUCAUCUUUUUGCCUUUCCACAUUUAUAUUUCUUGUUAGGGUUUCUUUGCUAACCAAAAUCAACUCUAUUUCAUCCAACAGAUUUGAGUGAAAAUUCAUUACAUGGGUUGUUUUAUAAUUCCAAGAAACCAAUAAAGAUCCAAACUUUGAGCUCAAAAAAGCAACUAUAAGUUGUGUUUAGCAAGUGUCCCAGGACGAUAUAAACCAGAUAAGGACGGAUUGUUUAGACGUCAAGAUGGGAUGUUUCACGGUUUCAAAGAGUAAGAAGAAAAUAUCCGAGCACAGCGUCCACAUAAAACGUGUGAAUCCUCAGGAGCAGUCACCUACUGCACUGCCUGAACCCCAGAGAGUACAAACAAGAUCAUUGCAGUCUGCACCACCAAGUUUUAGAACAAGAGCAGUGAAACCCGUGCAGUCAAACAAUGGAAUUAGGACACGAACUCUAUCCGCCCCAUCAAGUCUGGACUCAGCAGAUCAAGAUGCUCUAGCGUCGUCGAAUGAAUGUGAGGAACGUGAAGAGUUGACGUGUCGUGCCAGGUCAUCAGUUCCUCAGCCUCUUCCUCUUCCAUCACCUCAGAAUGCUGCUGCUGCUCUGAGGGCUACGAGAAGCUUCAAAGUGGGGAAUACAAGUAGUAGCUCUCUCAAUGCCUCUGGACCUUUGCCACUGCCUCCUGUGCUGCCUCCUACAUUGCCUUCUACUGGAACACUGCGGAACUUUGCUUUUGAUGAAAUUUCUGCUGCAUGCCACCAUUUCUCUCCAGAACGUUGUAUGUCAGAAGGUCUCUCUUCUGUCAUCUACAGAGCUUCUUUUGGGGAUGAUGCAAAGAAGCUUGAAGCCACUAUAACUCGCCUUCACCCUUCUUCACAGGGUUUAAAGGAAUUUGUCAACGAGGUGAACACGCUGGCUUCAUUGCAACAUUCUUCACUUUGUAAACUGAUUGGUUUUCAUGCACGCGAAGGUUCUGAGCAUAGGAUGUUGGUCUUUGAGAGGCUUUUCCAUGGAAGCUUAGACCGGCUUUUGUUUGGAAGAACAGAUGGACCCUCUAUAGAUUGGAAUGCGAGAACCAAAAUUGCCUUAUGUGCUGCACAAGGUCUCACAUUUCUACAUGAGGAGGGACCUUUCCAGGCAAUGUUCCAUGAAUUUUCAACUGGAAAUAUACAAAUCGACAAGGAUUUUAGUGCAAAGCUCUCAGGGUAUGGAUGCAUUACGAAUAUACAAGAGACAGAGAUAUCUUGCAAUUCAGUUGCCCUGGCGAAUCUCUCGCAGGAGACACUGGAGAGAGGGUUGCUAACUCCCAAGAGCAAUGUUUGGAGUUUUGGGAUUGUACUUCUAGAACUGCUCACUGGCCGGAAGAAUCUAGAUGGUCGGUAUUCAAAGGAAGAGAGGAAUUUAGUCAAGUGGAGUAGGCCUUUCCUUGCUGAUGAUGGUAGAUUAUCGCUUAUCAUGGAUCCUCAGCUAAAAGGACGUUUCCCUGCAAAAGCAGCCAGGACAGUGGCUGAUAUUGCUCAAAGAUGCCUGCAAAAAGAUCCAUCCGAAAGGCCCACUAUGAGAAUUAUCGUGGACCAACUCAAGUCUGUACAAGUGAUGAAGUGCCCUUCAAGUUUUCCUCUGCAAGAACCAGCGGUAGUUGGUGGUAAAAAACAUAUGUCAAAGUCUCCAAGCAUGAACGGGAUCAUCACUCCCAUGCCAAGGUUAAGUUUCUCACCUUCCUUACCACUCACCCGAGCAUCGGCUUCUCCCUCAAAGGCUGCUGCUACUCAACCCUCGCGUCGUCCUUCCUUAACAUGUUCCUACUCUUUCUCUUUGGAGGACCUUGAUCGACUGGAAAGCCGAAGGUCAUCAACUUCAUCUUUUCGCAGGUCAAGUGUUGAAGGAUUUUGAUUGUUUAUUCUUUGAUUGGAUACUUACAUGAAAAGAUAUGAAGGAUAAAGAUGUGGUUUUCCCCCUUCCCAUACCUCAAGGAAGAAGACAUGGGAAAUAGCAUUUUUUGUAGAUAAGGUUUGUCCUUUUGUUUGAAUAGUGUUAUGUGAAUCGAGAUGUGUGGGCAGAUGUAGAUUUUUCCUGUGAUGUCUUAUUCAUCAACCUCCUGCCCCUUCCAACGUAAAAAAACCAAUAUCCAGUUGGCUGGAAAGCAAUAAAAGGAAAAAGGAAAGGGAAGAUGGAGAAGAAAGAAAAUCCCAUUUUGCUUCUUUAAAAUGAUGUAUAUCUGUACAAGUAUUCUUUUUUUAGUGUAUCAAGAAAUGUUGUAUUUUGGGAA
Molecule: messenger RNA, 2317 nt
Organism: Lycium ferocissimum
Lineage: Eukaryota; Viridiplantae; Streptophyta; Magnoliopsida; Solanales; Solanaceae
Product: probable serine/threonine-protein kinase PBL18
Exons: 5
Coding region: 295-1941 (548 amino acids)
Biological process (GO): protein phosphorylation
Molecular function (GO): protein kinase activity; ATP binding
Source: RefSeq, a predicted model, not a curated record